AUGAGCUUGCAGAGGGCUGGCUUCAUGAGGCCUCUGUUGUUCUUUGUGGAUGAUGACACGCCAGACAUGGUGCAGAGCAUCCUGCUUGAGAGCAGCUGGGACCAGGGGCAGAAGGUGGAGAAUUGGCACCUGUACAAGAGGACCUCCUCCUUCCAGAUGGCAGAAUGCAUCAAUGUCAAGACAUGGCAGUGACUGAACUACCCCCUGGGCAUCACCGAGCUUGCCAGGAAGAACCAUCUGGACAGACACCUGGAGCACGUGAAGAGGUGGUAUGGUGAAUCCCUUUAGGAAUUCACCCUCCUGAUGAUUGUCAUGCCCAUGUCGGUUCACGGCUGAGCUCAGGAGAAGCAGAUACCAAGGACUAAGCACAACUAUUGCAUUUGCAAGCAGGCCAAAUUAUCUCACUGGAGAGGGAUAAUAAUUUUCAGCAACAUUAAAGAUCUAAUCUUUGAUGACAUAUAUAGAGUCCAGAAAUAUAUCUGCAACUGUUGACUUGUUGGUAGGAGCUUUAAGCCUUUGACAACUUAUAUGUAUCAGGAAAGGUUAGUAUGGUUUGCCACAGGUUUGACACUCACUAAUUCGCAAGACUGCUUUGCCCAUCUGACUAAUAGCAGUGUCUAUAAAUCAGGAGCCUCCUAUGAGCAGAUCAAAGAGGUGGUUGAUCAUGGGUGCAAAUGGACCCUCAGCCAGUUCUUCUCCUACCUUCUUAACCAGGAUGUGGAUGACCUGCUGUUGUGGCAUCAAAUCCUCCCUGUGAUUAUCCUCACCAUCUUCACCAUGGCCCCAUCAGUGUCCUUUACUGUCAAUUGCUUUGAGCUCUUUUGGUUAUAUAUUUUGACUGAUGGUAACUUGAAACUGCUUUUAGAAGUCAACCUUGUCCUUGCAUUGUUCUUCACAGAUACAUUGGUGAAGAGGAAACUUGUCCUUGAUAUGACUGAAUCGGUUUGCUUAAAUGGUCUGAGAAAUGAGGAGAAGGAAUGCAGUAAAGCUACAAAUGGACAUUCCAAUGUCUCCUUUGCCAAUAUUGAUAAUCAGCUCAGCAGAGUGCACAACUCUUCCCCCCAUGAAUAUUCGCUAGGCUGGCUGAUCUCCAAGCAGGCAACUUUGAUCAUUUUUCCUUUCAAUGAAAUUACUUUUUGAGUUUCCACAAAUGGACUAAAUGUCAAAAUAAUCCAAGAUCUCUAGAAACUAGUGAAUAAGUAA
Molecule: messenger RNA, 1203 nt
Organism: Heterocephalus glaber (naked mole-rat)
Lineage: Eukaryota; Metazoa; Chordata; Mammalia; Rodentia; Bathyergidae
Gene: Ttll2
Product: tubulin tyrosine ligase like 2
Biological process (GO): microtubule cytoskeleton organization; protein polyglutamylation
Cellular component (GO): ciliary basal body
Molecular function (GO): tubulin binding; tubulin-glutamic acid ligase activity
Source: RefSeq, a predicted model, not a curated record